This is a messenger RNA of Fusarium coffeatum, 1380 nucleotides long. RefSeq lists its product as uncharacterized. The transcript has a single exon. The record is from RefSeq and is a predicted model, not a curated record. NCBI's taxonomy places the organism in Eukaryota, Fungi, Ascomycota, Sordariomycetes, Hypocreales, Nectriaceae. The coding region runs from base 1 to 1380 and encodes 459 amino acids.
AUGAUCGAGUCAACAACCAAGCACAGGACCAAUCAUACACAAGGUCAACCACCUGUGACCUUGACACUUGUGUCAACCAACGGCAACCGAAUCCCCUUAAACUCAAUAACCUCUGCAACGGAGAUCAUCCUCGUUCCGUCCCCUCGUACCAAGACAUCAUCGUCGAAGACAGCCGGGACAAGCUUGUCUCAACUAUCCAUCAUGACUAUUGUCGGACCCAUCGCCCGUGAGGUCGGGUACAUCACCGAACACAUCGUUAAUGAAAUCGAGUUCCUUUUCGGACCAAUCGUCUAUGGGAUUGGGAACAUCGCCGGCCGAAUCGUCGGUGGGGCUCAGUACAUCGACAAUCAAAUCGCUGAUGGGAUUGGCUACAUCGGCAAACAGACCGCCCCUGAGCGUCACUGCCCCGCUGGACCCAACGACUGUGAGACUAAGUCCACCCAGGAACAGUCGAUGCAGGAGCUAGACGAACAGAUGGAGACAGAGUACGAGAAGUACGAGAAGGAGUAUAAGGCCUACGAGAAGGGCUAUGAAGCCUACAAGCAGGAGUACGUGGCCUACGCAAAGGGCUACGAGGAGUACGAGAAGGGCUAUAAGCAAUACGAGAAGGACUACGAGAAGUACAAGGAGGAAUACGAAGAGCAUGAGAGGAACUACGAAGAGUACAAGGAAGACUACAAGGACUAUGAGGAGUGGGAGAAGGACUACAAAGAGAUGAUGGACGACCGAGAGGAAGUCAAGGAGGCAUACGAGCUCGCUAAACAGAGAUACGCCAAAGUGGAAGAAAGUUACAAGCUCUAUUUCGAGAAAAACAGCCUCGAUGACCAAGCCACCAAUGAUGAUGAGUGGAAGCUGUGUCAGGAGGGUUACACGUGCAAUAUGGAGCAGGUCAAGCUCCUUGAGGUACAGUACAAACUCUAUGAAGAGAUGAUGAAGUCCUGGGAAGAGCACCACGAGUACAGGCAACAAAAGGAAAAGUCCGACAAAAUCCAGUUCACGAAGGAGGAGGCAGAGAUAAAGAGCGAGGCGUUGGAACAGCGUGCUCGCAGGAACGAGGAAGAAGAAAGACGCUUCGUUAGGGAAGUGUUCCGCCUCGUUAAGGAGCAUGAACGCCUUGAUGAGGAGGACAGUCGCCUCGAUGAAUGGGAUAUACGCCUCCAUGAAGAGGCGGAACAGAUGUGCCUCAGACACAAGGAAGAGAAGGAGCAAAGACGCCCCGCGGAGGAGGGGGAACAAAGACGUCUCGAUGAGGAGAAGGAACAGAGACGCCUCGCAGAAGAGGAAAGACGCCUCGAAGAAGAAAAGGAAAAGAGACGUCUUGAUGAGGAGUAUGAGAAGGUUGAGAAGCCUGAGGAGGAUAAGGAGUGGGAUCUCCUGUAA